Messenger RNA from Harpegnathos saltator (Jerdon's jumping ant), 4653 nucleotides. RefSeq names its product cleavage and polyadenylation specificity factor subunit 1 (gene CPSF1). NCBI's taxonomy places the organism in Eukaryota, Metazoa, Arthropoda, Insecta, Hymenoptera, Formicidae. The transcript is spliced from 22 exons. The record is from RefSeq and is a predicted model, not a curated record. Gene Ontology annotation, molecular function: nucleic acid binding; protein binding. Gene Ontology annotation, cellular component: nucleus. The coding region runs from base 403 to 4653 and encodes 1416 amino acids.
GCCCAUUGAAUCGUGAUAUUUAGCGACUUUCGUAAAAAAUAUCGUAUGCGACAAUUUUCAAGAAUACGAGCCCGAGGCUCAUCUGCUAUUCCAUUCAUGCUUUUUUCGUGUCAUGUUUCAUAUUCUGGCCACGAUAUUCGUAAGAGGGCGCUAAUGCACAGCGAGAUUUCUCUGGUAUGUUAAAUCCCGUAAGGUUAACAAUCUUUAUUAGUAUCUCGUCAGUGACUGCGGUGAAGCGUUAUUAGAGUAGAAGAGGUCGUGGUAACUGGUUGGUAGUCUAUGGCACGCUACACUAUGUGUUUAUGUUGUUGGAGGCACGCGUUUUUGGCACAUGUUGACACAAUCUAAUUUGUUUCAUAAACAUCCGCGGCAGAUUGCAAGCGUUUGCGAAUACUUUUCACCAUGUAUUCUAUAUGUAAAAGUACCCAUCCUGCGACCGGUGUCGAACAUGCAAUUAAUUGUAAUUUUUUCAAUCGUACCGAAAGAUGUCUUGUUGUUGCUGGCGCAAAUGUUAUACGUGUUUUUCGUUUAAUUCCGGAUAUCGAUGUAACAAAAAAAGAAAAAUAUACAGAAAUACGUCUCCCUAAGAUGAAAUUAGAAUGUUUGGCACAAUAUACUUUGCAUGGAAAUAUUAUGUCUAUGCAAGCUGUGCAUCUUAUUGGAUCACAGAAGGAUUCUUUAUUAUUAAGUUUUCGUGAUGCAAAAUUGUCUGUUGUGGAAUAUGAUCAAGAUAUCCAUGAUCUGAGGACAGUAUCUUUACAUUAUUUUGAAGAAGAAGAAAUAAGAGAUGGAUGGACAAAUCAUCAUCAUAUACCUAUUGUAAGAGUAGAUCCUGAAGGAAGAUGUGCAGUAAUGUUAAUAUAUGGUAGAAAAUUAGUAGUACUACCAUUUCGUAAAGAUCCCAGCCUUGAUGAUGGUGAUUUACUCGAUACUGCAAAGUUUGCAUCUUCCAAUAAAACCCCUAUUUUAUCUUCAUAUAUGAUAGUGUUAAAAACACUGGAAGAAAAAAUGGAUAAUGUGAUAGAUUUACAGUUCUUACAUGGUUAUUACGAACCUACAUUAUUAAUUUUAUAUGAACCAGUAAGAACAUUUUCAGGACGCAUUGCGGUGAGGCAAGACACUUGUGCAAUGGUUGCCAUAUCCUUGAACAUUCAGCAAAGAGUUCAUCCUAUCAUUUGGUCUGUUUCUAAUUUACCAUUUGACUGUUAUCAAGCUGUACCAGUGAAGAAACCACUAGGUGGUACAUUGAUAAUGGCAGUCAAUUCACUUAUUUAUUUGAAUCAGAGCAUACCACCUUAUGGAGUAUCACUUAACAGUUUGGCAGACACGAGUACAAAUUUCCCAUUGAGACCACAAGAUGGAGUAAAGAUAAGUUUAGAAGGAGCUCAGGUUGCAUUUCUGUCUGCAGAUCGUUUAGUCAUUUCCUUAAAAAGUGGAGAAUUAUAUGUUUUAUCUCUUUUUGCCGACAGUAUGCGAUCUGUACGUGGAUUUCAUUUUGACAAGGCUGCUGCUAGUGUUUUAACAUCAUGUGUGUGCAUGUGCGAAGAUAAUUAUCUUUUUCUUGGUUCUCGACUCGGUAAUUCGUUGUUGUUACGAUUUACGGAAAAAGAACCAGAAACUAUAAAAAGUUUGGACGACGGCGAAAUUAACAUCGAAGACAAUGACAACGAAGAACCUCCAGCUAAAAAGGCAAAGCAAGACUUUCUCGGUGACUGGAUGGCAUCUGAUGUGUUAGAUAUUAAAGAUCCAGAAGAAUUGGAAGUGUAUGGUAGUGAAACACAUACAUCCAUUCAGAUUACUUCAUAUAUUUUUGAGGUCUGUGACAGUCUAUUAAAUAUUGGACCAUGUGGGAAUAUUUCCAUGGGAGAACCAGCUUUUCUGUCAGAGGAAUUUGCUCACAAUCAGAAUCCCGAUGUAGAGCUCGUAACGACGUCUGGAUACGGUAAAAAUGGAGCAUUAUGUGUACUCCAACGUUCUAUACGUCCUCAGGUCGUGACAACAUUUGAAUUGCCAGGCUGUGAAGAUAUGUGGACUGUUAUUGGUUCAUUAAAUAAUGACGAGCAAGUUAAAUCAGAAACAGAAGGAUCUCAUGCUUUCUUAAUAUUGAGUCAGGAAGAUUCAACUAUGGUAUUGCAAACUGGUCAAGAAAUCAAUGAAGUAGAUCAAAGUGGAUUUAGCACACAAGGGAGCACAGUAUUCGCAGGAAAUCUUGGUGCUAAUAGAUACAUAGUGCAAGUCACACAAAUGGGAGUGCGUCUUCUGCAAGGCAUUGAACAAAUUCAACAUAUGCCCAUAGAUCUUGGCUGUCCAAUUGUGCACGCGAGUUGUGCCGAUCCAUAUGUAAUUUUACUUUCGGAAGAUGGACAAGUGAUGCUACUGACGCUCCGAGAAGUUAGAGGCACAGCGAAAUUGCACGCUCAGACUGCAAAUUUAUUGUUUCGUCCCCAGAUAGAAGCAUUAUGCGCUUACAGAGAUGUAAGCGGCAUUUUUACGACACAACUGCCGGAAAGCGCGGAAGACGAGCAAACUGAAGAGGAGCACAACGUCGAGGAACCAUCGAUAAUCGGCAAUAUAGAUAAUGAGGACGACCUCUUGUACGGCGACGCACCGGCAUUUCAAAUGCCCACGCCGUCACAUCCAAAAACGGACGGAACUACAAAGAAAAUACCUUGGUGGCAAAAGCACUUGCAAGAAAUUAAACCCACUUACUGGUUACUUGUGUAUAGAGACAGCGGAACAUUGGAGAUUUAUUCGUUACCUGAUUUAAGAUUGUCUUAUCUUAUUCGCAACUUCGGCUAUGGUCAAUAUAUGCUACACGAUAGCAUGGAAUCCACGACUCUGCAAUCGGCACCGAUCAAUGAGACUCUCAAUCCUGAGUUGCAGGUUCGUGAAGUUUUAAUGGUCGCUCUAGGACAUCACGGGAAUCGACCUAUGCUCUUGGUACGUCUCGAUUCAGAGCUGCAAAUUUAUCAAGCUUACAAGUAUCCAAAAGGACAUCUAAAACUGAGAUUUAAGAAAUUGGAUCAUGGGAUUAUCCCCGGACAUUUAAGUCGGAAACCAAAGGAAGAAGACGUGCCAGUGAAUGCAAACGAAACUCGCAUUUGCAUGAUGCGUUAUUUUAGCAAUAUCGCUGGAUACAACGGAGUAUUUAUAUGUAGUGAUUAUCCACAUUGGAUAUUUUUAACAGGGCGCGGAGAACUUCGCACGCAUCCGAUGGGCAUCGAUGGCUCUGUCACAUCUUUUGCUGCUUUUAACAAUAUUAAUUGUCCACAAGGUUUCUUGUACUUUAAUAGAAAGGAGGAGUUAAGGAUAUGCGUUUUACCGACUCAUUUGUCUUACGAUGCACCUUGGCCAGUUAGAAAAGUACCUUUGCGGUGUACACCGCAUUUCGUUACGUAUCAUCUCGAGAGUAAAACUUAUUGUGUCAUAACGAGUACAUCGGAACCUUUGAAAAGUUAUUACAGAUUCAAUGGUGAAGAUAAGGAAUUUACAGAAGAGGAUCGUCCGGAAAGAUUUCUUUAUCCGUCUCAAGAACAAUUUUGCAUAGUACUGUUUUCUCCAGUUUCAUGGGAAACUAUCCCCAACACAAAAAUCGAAUUAGAUCAAUGGGAACAUGUCACAUGUCUGAAAAAUGUUUCUCUGGCAUACGAAGGAACGAGAUCUGGUCUGAAGGGUUACAUUGUACUGGGAACGAAUUAUAAUUACGGCGAAGAUAUCACCAGUAGAGGACGAAUACUUAUAUUUGAUAUCAUCGAAGUAGUACCUGAACCGGGCCAGCCAUUAACGAAAAAUAGAUUUAAGCAGAUUUAUGCGAAGGAACAGAAGGGUCCCAUAACUGCUAUAACGCAAGUAUCUGGAUUUUUAGUCACAGCAGUUGGUCAAAAGAUUUAUAUUUGGCAAUUAAAAGAUAAUGACCUCGUAGGAAUUGCAUUUAUCGAUACUCAGAUUUAUAUUCAUCAAAUGUUGAGUAUAAAAAGUCUAAUUCUGAUAGCAGACGUGUACAAAUCGAUUAGUUUGCUAAGAUUUCAAGAAAAGUGCAGAACGCUCUCUCUCGUUAGUAGAGACUUUAGACCUGCGGAAGUAUACACAAUAGAGUAUUUGAUUGAUAAUACAAAUUUAGGUUUUCUAAUUGCUGAUGGAGAAAGUAACUUAGCUUUAUUUAUGUAUCAACCGGAAUCUAGAGAAAGCCUUGGUGGCCAAAAAUUAAUCAGAAAGGCAGAUUUUCAUUUGGGACAAAAGAUAAAUACCUUUUUCCGUAUCAAAUGUAGAGUUACUGACGUUGCAAGUGACAAGAAGCAUUUUUCUGACGCAGAUAAGAAGCAUGUUACAAUGUAUGCAUCGUUAGACGGAAGUCUGGGUUACGUACUACCAGUACCGGAAAAAACAUAUCGGAGACUACUUAUGCUACAAAAUGUAUUGGUGACACAUAUUUGUCACAUUGCAGGUUUGAAUCCAAAAGCAUAUCGCACAUAUAAAAGUUAUGUACGAAAUCAAGGUAAUCCAGCAAGAGGCAUUAUUGAUGGUGACUUGGUUUGGCGCUAUCUUUCCUUGCCUAAUAAUGAGAAAGCAGACGUAGCCAAGAAAAUCGGAACGCGCGUUCAAGAAAUUAUUGAAGAUAUUACGGAAAUUGAUCGACAGACAGCGCAUUUUUAG